AUGGCGACAAGAAGACAACACUGUCAGUCCUCCACGGCCCACAUAUGUGUCAGUUUUUCCAAAAUGUGGCAAUUUGUAAGCUUUCUGGUUUUUGUGGCCUCCUGGUAUUCACCUGGUGGAUAUGGCAUCUCAGUGUUCUCUAGCAGCAAAGAUGCCAACCAAAUCCUGAGGAUUCAGAAACGAGCUAAUUCGUUCCUGGAAGAGAUUAAACCUGGCAACCUGGAGCGGGAGUGCAACGAGGAGAUGUGUGACCUGGAAGAAGUCCAGGAGAUUUUUGUAACUCGGGAAGAUACAUUAGCUUUCUGGUCCAAAUAUGUGGAUGGAGACAUGUGUGAUCCCCAACCCUGCCCUAAUGGGACCUGUAUUGAUGGUAUUGGGAGCUUUCAAUGCAUCUGCAGAGAAGGCUGGGAAGGACGCCUUUGUGGGCAUGAGGUAAGCUAUACCAACUGCUCCAUAAACAAUGGUGGUUGUGCUCACUACUGCACUGAAGACCUCCAAAAUCAACAACGUUAUUGCAGCUGUGCCCCUGGAUAUCAGGAGAGUGAUAACCCUAUGGAGUGUGACCCCAUUGCAAAUUUUCCAUGUGGGAAACCAAAGGUGAAUUACCCAACAACAGAUUUUGACCAAUUACAAAUUCGAAUCCUUGGGGGGAAACCAACCAACAAAGGUGACAGCCCAUGGCAGGUGAUACUGUUGGAUUUUGAUGGAAGGUUAAAGUGUGGAGGUGUCCUUAUACAUUCUUCCUGGGUGCUAACUGCAGCCCAUUGUAUAGAGAAUCCAAAAAAACUUACAGUAAGACUUGGUGAACACGACCUCCGGAGGUAUGGUAAUGCAGAGAUAGAUUUUCAUAUACGGGAAGCUAUCGUGCACCCAAAUUAUACCAGAAGUACCUCAGACAAUGACAUUGCUCUGCUCUACUUGAACAAGCCCACCAUCUUCUCCAAAAACAUCCUGCCUAUCUGCCUUCCCAACUUGGGACUGGCUCAUCGAGAGCUCAUGAAGGUGGGGCGGGAAAUGGUGAUAACGGGCUGGGGCCGUCAGUUUGAAGAAUCAAGGAACCGCACUUACGUCCUCCGAUUCACCAAAAUCCCUCUGGUCUCUCAUGAUGACUGCUCUCAAACCAUGCAAAACAAAGUUUCAGAGAACAUGCUCUGUGCGGGAAUCCCGGGGGACAAGCGAGAUGCCUGUGAGGGAGAUAGUGGGGGGCCCAUGGUCACUGAAUUCCGGGGUACAUGGUUUCUAGUGGGCCUGGUGAGCUGGGGAGAGGGCUGUGGGCGACCAGACACCUUUGGCAUCUAUACCAAAGUUAGCCAGUAUCUCAACUGGAUACAUGACCACAUCAAAGCCAAAGAAUUAUCAAUAAAGAAGGAGUCAGCCCCUUAGUGUCCCUGAAGGACUUGGUGGGGUUCAGAACCCCAAAUGAGACACGAGGCUGUCCACUGGCAUUAAACAGAGUGUAAAGCUUGUCCAAGUCCACCCUUAUGUGUGUCCUUGUUUUUCUCCUGGGCUGUGACAGCUAUUAAGUCCCUAUUAUAGAGAUAGCCCUAAACUAGAUACCUUGAGGAGAUGCUCAGUGGAAUAAAAGACAUGGACCUUCCUCUCAGAGAGCUGGCCAUCUAGUCAUGGCAGAUGUAGCAUCUACCCACAUAUGCAACAUCAGAUAGUGCCUUUGACUUUAUGUCCUCCAUGUCUGGAAUUUUCUCCCUCAUUACUUCCUCUUCUUGGCAUCCAUCCCUGGCUUCCUUCAAGACUUGGAUCCAAUGCCACUUGCUCUAGUGGUCCUUUCAUCCUUUUGACACUUCCACUUCAAAGUGUCCUUCCUACUCUUACUGUCCCUAUUUAUUUACAUGGUUUCACCUUCCCAGGAGCCCUCCAUUAGGAUGUAAGAUCCUUGAGGGCAGGGACCAUUUUUGUGUUUUCACCUUUCUUUGUAUUCCAAACACCCAGCAUAGCAUCUGAAGGAUAGACAUAAUAAUAAAUAUUACCAAUUAA
Gracilinanus agilis (Agile Gracile Mouse Opossum) is the source of this 1992-nucleotide messenger RNA. It is a transcript of the gene PROC, whose product is annotated as protein C, inactivator of coagulation factors Va and VIIIa. The record is from RefSeq and is a predicted model, not a curated record. Bases 1 to 1383 code for a protein of 460 amino acids. The transcript has 9 exons. Gene Ontology annotation, cellular component: extracellular region. Gene Ontology annotation, biological process: blood coagulation; proteolysis. Gene Ontology annotation, molecular function: calcium ion binding; serine-type endopeptidase activity. NCBI's taxonomy places the organism in Eukaryota, Metazoa, Chordata, Mammalia, Didelphimorphia, Didelphidae.